This is a messenger RNA of Grus americana (Whooping crane), 3864 nucleotides long. It is a transcript of the gene ARSK, whose product is annotated as arylsulfatase family member K. Lineage: Eukaryota; Metazoa; Chordata; Aves; Gruiformes; Gruidae. Bases 784 to 2193 code for a protein of 469 amino acids. The transcript is spliced from 8 exons. The record is from RefSeq and is a predicted model, not a curated record.
AGAAUAUUUUGAACAAUGAUAGAAUAAUUCUAAUCUUAAAAUAUUUCAGUAAUCUAUAAUAAUUAUUUCCUACUGUGGACUACAGUUAUGCUGUGCUUAACUCUGUUUUCUGGGUUCUUUCUGAAACGUUGCAAACUGAUUAUGUGCAGUAUUGAUUGUAAAUUUUCACUUGGACAAUUAGUGCCAGGGGAAUUGUGGGUAAUGGAGGUGGUAGUAACACAGACUAUAAAUUCCUCAGGUUUGCUGUCACUAAUCUUUGGUGGUGGUGAUGGGUUUUUUUGUCUUCUUACAAAUUAUUCCAGAAAAUUAAACUAGUGAAACUAAAGUGAAAAUUCAGAAAUACAUCUGCUAAUGUGCAGAAACAGCACAGUAUGAAAUUGAUAGGAAGUCUUAACUUGUCUGAUCUAUAUUCUUAAAUACUGAAGACAGAAAGAAACUAUUAUUCUUUCCAUGUAAGCUUGCCUAAUGUUUCAUAUAGGAGAAUAUUAUGUUAAAUGCAAUGUUUGUUUCAAAUAUUUUCAAACCAAAUACAGUCUUUCAAAAAGAAAAUGCAUUUUCUUAAUUAAAAACUGCAGAGACUAGCACUUCUCAGGACCCAUGCAUUCAUCUACUUUUUUCUUUUCCUAAGCUUAUAGCAUUUUCUGUUAUUGUGACUCAGAUGCCUGAGAAGUAUUUGUACCUGUUUCAAAUGUACCCUUAUUUAAGGCUGAACUUCCACAGAAGGAUGGACGCUUGACGUUUUAUCCAGGAAAUCAGACUGUGGAUUUGCCUUUCGUAAAUUUUAUGAAAAGAUAUGGCACUGCCUUUCUCAAUGCCUAUACCAAUUCUCCAAUUUGUUGUCCUUCCCGCGCAGCUAUGUGGAGUGGUCUUUUCACUCAUUUAACAGAAUCUUGGAAUAACUUCAAAGGUCUAGAUCCAGAUUAUGUAACAUGGAUGGAUCUCAUGGAGAAGCAUGGCUACCACACACGGAAGUAUGGGAAAGUGGACUAUACUUCUGGACAUCAUUCAGUAAGUAACCGUGUGGAGGCCUGGACUAGGGAUGUUGACUUCCUGCUCCGGCAAGAAGGGAGACCCAUGGUAAAUCUUACUGGUGAUAGGAAGCACGUGAGAGUGAUGGAAGCAGAUUGGCAGAAUACUGAUAAAGCAGUAAACUGGAUAAAGGAAGAAGCUAUUAACCUUGCUCAACCGUUUGUUCUUUACUUGGGACUAAAUUUACCACACCCAUAUCCGUCACCCUAUGCGGGAGAAAAUUUUGGAUCCUCUACAUUUUUAACGUCUCCCUAUUGGCUUGAAAAGGUAACUUAUGAAGCUAUUAAAAUUCCCAAGUGGUCUUCUCUUUCAGAGAUGCAUCCAGUAGACUAUUACUCAUCUUACACCAAGAAUUGCACAGGAGAAUUUACAAAGGAAGAUGUGAGAAAUAUUAGAGCAUUUUAUUAUGCUAUGUGUGCCGAGACAGAUGCCAUGCUGGGUGAGAUUAUUUCAGCUCUUAGAGAUACUGGGCUUCUUAAAAAAACAAUCGUUAUAUUCACUGCAGAUCAUGGAGAACUUGCUAUGGAACACCGCCAGUUCUAUAAAAUGAGCAUGUAUGAAGGAAGUUCCCAUGUUCCUCUUUUAGUUAUGGGGCCAGGUGUAAAAGAACAGCAGCAAGUACCAAAUGUGGUAUCUCUCGUGGAUAUAUACCCUACUAUGCUCGAUAUAGCAAGAAUUCCCAUCCCGCAGAACCUCAGUGGAUAUUCUCUUAUACCGCUGCUGCGUGGAAAGGCUGAAAACGAAGUGUCAUCCGAAGGGCCUCGGCCUUCGUGGGUGUUGAGCGAGUUCCACGGAUGCAAUGUGAAUUCUUCCACAUACAUGCUUCGAACUGGCAAAUGGAAAUAUAUCACGUACUCAGAUGGCCGUUCAGUACUUCCACAACUGUUCGACCUUUCUGAUGAUCCAGAUGAGCUAACAAAUGUUGCCGUAAAAUUCCCAGUAAUUGUACAUUCCUUGGACAAAAUACUCCGCUCUAUAGUAAAUUACCCAAAGGUUUCUUCUUCUGUUCAGAGGUACAACAAAAAACAAUUUAUGAGUUGGAAACAAAGUUUAGGUCAGAAUUACUCAGAUGUUAUUGCCAACCUUAGGUGGCAUCAAGACUGGUUAAAGGAACCCAAAAAAUAUGAGAAUGCAAUUGAAAAGUGGCUGGGUAAAACUAAGUAAAUAAAAACAACCUAGAUUUAAUAUGACUGAGGAUAGAAAAACAUUCUGCAUUUGUAAUAGUAUGCUGUAUUUCAAGUCUUAGAAUUUCUGCCUUAUAUAAGCUGAAAGACUUAUAUAAAGCAAAGAUGCCCGAACAAUUACCAUGUUGUGUUAGAAAGCCAGAAAGCCAAAAGUGUUUUAUAUAACUGGCCAGCACAACAAAUCUAGGUUUUUACAUGUUGUAACUCUGUAAUACAUAAAUAUACAUAGGAAGGAUAGUACAUAAGUACUAAUGGCAUGUAUGGAAUAUUUAGCUGGCUGGAAAAAUGCAGAGCAUUAAGCAUUAGAACUCAACAGGAAUUUCUAAGGGCAGACUAAAGCAAGGAUUACAGAAUUUUGUAUAGGGUAGUGAAAUGUGCUGGAGCCCACUUUCCAUCAAGAUGGAUUUUAAGUCCACAAUGAAUACAUAUCAUACACCUUAGAGAAGCUGUAGCAGUAAAAAUAUAGUCAAAAAGUUAAUAACUAAUAUUGUUCUGAAUGUAGAUGCAGUUUAUUCAAGUACUUAGUAUGACAGCAUUCCUGGUUUAUAUGUGAUGGAUGCCAUCUUUUCAAGAUCUGUCUUCUAACCUCUCACUUCUGGAUCUGGUACUUAUCACUCCUUGCUGUUUAAAAUUUCAUAAUAUGCAUAGGCUAUUAAUUGAACCUUUGUGCAAGUGAAGAGGAAUCUGGUCUGUGGUCCCUGUUGGAAUUUAAAGAAAAGAACAAACCCAAACCAAAACAAACCCCUGACCAAACCUGCGAGUAGAGUAGUUCUCUGAUAGUGUGAUUUGCAUAGCGUAAGAUGAAGACUGCUUGAAUAGAUGUCCGUUAUGCACUUAGAUUGUGCAGGUAAAUGUCUUAAUGUGCAUCAAUGAGUGGAGAAACGGAACCUGAAAUGUAUACAGAGGAGAUGCAAUUGAAGCUUGCAGAAAAACUUAACAUAAAAAUACUAUUUCAUAUUUUUCCUAGAAUAUGACAAAAAAACCAAAGCAGUUUUGGAAGAAGUUAAGAUUUAUCUAGUAACUCUUAACUUCUACUUAAGGAAAAAUAUAAUUGUAGCAAUACUUACAUUUGCUUAUUCCUGAUCAUAGUUGUUGCUGCUAUAGUAACAAUUCAGGGUGACAUUAUACUUCAUACCUAAAUGCUUUCUGGAAUCUGUAAUGAAAUACGCAGCAGUAGCAGUAAGCUAGUAAAAACAAACACAAAAAUUCCUUGUAUUUUCUAAUGGCUAAGCACUCUAGAUGCAUUUUGUAAAUUAUUUAACACACUAGAAUUAGGUACGUAUUUAUGAAUAUUUUAGCUGUUUUAUAUGUUUGUGUUCAUAGAACCUUAUACUGCUUACUGCUGUGGUAGUAUGUUUUGGGGGUUUCUUUGGUAGGCAAGGAGCAAAUUAAUAGUCAAACUUUCAAAUGCUGUAGUACGUGUAAUUAUAAUUCCUGCUAAAAUGAGUUCAGAUAGUGAUGAAAUCAUUUCAACAAAGAAUACAUCUUAGCAGUGUAAUGUACACUGGCUGCAUAAGUAGAGAAAAAUAAAUAUAUCCAUUUGAAGGCUCAUUCAAUAGGGAAAAAAAUAAAUAAAUUGAUCAUUCUCCAGAGGUCUGGACAGAACGCAGUACGUUGUACAGAAUAUAGUAAAAUAAAAUGGUGAACCGGA